GAAUGCAUCGCGCUCUGGUGGAGCUCGGACGCGCCAUCUGGAUUAUCCUCAGAUUACUGAUACAUUGAACUGACUAUAUAACAUUUAGAAUAAGCUUUUAGUCCUGAUCACCUCGGUGAGUAGGCUAUAGCAGUCAUGUUUUUAUUCACAAGAGCUUUGCUUUUUGUGAAUGUAUUAUGUAUUAAAUUCCAAGUUGCGCGUUCCAUGCAGAGUCAGCUGUGCGAACCGGUCAGAUUGGAUCAUCACAGAUUUGCGCAGAACAAUGUGGUCGGCUCUGAAAAAAAAGCAUCGCAGGAAAAAGUGGCUUUCAAAAUCAGUGCAUUCGGUGAGGAUUUUGUGCUCGAUUUGCAAGCGGAUUCUAGCUUCAUGACACCAGCGCUGUCCACGAAUAUAGACCAGGACAUGGGCGGUUGGUCCGAGCGCACGGACCUUCACCGCUGUUUUUACGCAGGCAUCGUUAACAAGGACCCUCUUUCAUACGUGGCGCUUAGUUUGUGCAACGGUCUGCAAGGUGCAUUUGGUUACAAUGGAUGGGAGUAUUUUAUCAAGCCUGUACAGGACGAGUCAUCAUCUUUAAGCGCGCACCGGAGCGCAGAAAGCGCACACCUUCUCCGGCGGCGCGCCAACGCCGAGCUGUAUGGCAAUGGCACGUCGCGAUGCGGAGUGGAUGGUGGUCCGACUCCGGAUGCUACACGCUCCCUGGAGAAGUUUAAACACUUAGAAGAAACGAACGAGGGCGAUUUGCCCGCCGGGAAGAGUCGCCUCAAGCGAUUCGCCUCGGUGCCUCGGUAUGUGGAGACUCUCGUGGUGGCCGAUGAGUCCAUGGCUAAGUUCCACGGGGACGACCUGAAACACUACGUGCUCACGCUGUUGGCGGUGGCUGCGCGUCUUUACAAGCAUCCUAGCAUAAUGAACCCCAUCAAUAUAGUAGUGGUCAAGUUCGUGGUGAUCGACGAGGAGGAUAAGGGGCCCAAGGUGACCGGCAACGCAGCCAUGACCCUGCGCAACUUCUGCACUUGGCAAAAAAAGCUGAACAAGAACAGCGACAAGCACCCGGAGUAUUGGGACACGGCCAUCCUGUUCACCAAGCAGGAUCUGUGUGGAUCCUCUACCUGUGAUACUUUGGGCAUGGCUGACGUCGGCACUAUGUGCGACCCCAAGAGGAGCUGCUCAGUAAUCGAGGAUGAUGGUUUGCCGUCUGCAUUCACCACCGCUCAUGAGCUCGGUCAUGUUUUCAACAUGCCGCACGAUAACGUUAAAGCAUGUGAGGAUGUAUUUGGGAAGCUGCAGGACAAUCACAUGAUGUCGCCAACCUUGAUCCGGAUAAACCGCACCAGCCCCUGGUCUCCAUGCAGUGCAGCAAUUAUUACUGAUUUCUUGGACAGUGGGCAUGGUGACUGUCUUUUGGAUCAGCCCGAGAAGCCCUUGGCACUACCCGACGUUUUCCCUGGAGUAUCGUAUGAUCUUGAGAGGCAGUGUGAGCUGGCGUUCGGAACUGGCUCAAAGCCGUGUCCACUCAAGCAGAUACCGUGUCAGCGUCUGUGGUGUACGGGCAAGACCCAAGGCCAACCUGUCUGCCAGACACGCCACUUCCCCUGGGCGGAUGGUACCAGCUGUGGGGAGGGCAUGCUGUGUAUGCGUGGAGUUUGCUCAGAGAAGCAGGAGGUACCAAGCAAAAAGGUGGAUGGAAAGUGGGGUAAAUGGGAUUCAUUUGGACCUUGCUCUAGGACCUGUGGUGGAGGGGUGCAGUCGGCAAAAAGAGAGUGCAAUAAUCCAGUGCCAGAGAAUGGCGGGAAGUACUGCCAGGGUAUGAGAGUUAAAUACCGCUCAUGCAACCUCACACCAUGCCCUGAUACUGGAAAGAGUUACAGAGAGGAGCAGUGUGAGGCUUUCAACGGUGUCAGCCUAAACACCAACCGGCUCACGCCCUCUGUGGUGUGGGUGCCCAAGUAUUCGGGUGUCUCUGCUAAAGACCAGUGCAAGCUGAUUUGCAGAGCAAAUGGAACUGGCUACUUCUACGUCCUUGCUCCCAAGGUUGUGGAUGGAACUCCAUGUUCUCCUGACGCAUCAGGAGUCUGCGUCCAGGGCAAAUGCUCCAAGGCGGGCUGCGACAGUAAACUUGGCUCUAACAGGAAGUUUGACAAAUGUGGUGUCUGUGGGGGAGACAACAAGAACUGCAAGAAAGUUUCAGGCCUCUUUACAAAACCAAUCCAUGGCUACAACUUUGUUGUCAUGCUUCCAGUGGGUGCGGCCAACAUCGACAUCCGCCAGCGCGGUUACAAAGGCAAAGUGAGUGAUGACAACUACCUGGCUGUCAAAAACAGCCGUGGCGAGUACCUUCUUAACGGUAACUAUGUGGUGUCAGCUGUGGAGCGGGACAUCCUGGUCCGAGGUAGCCUGCUGCGCUACAGCGGAACAGGUGGCCAAACAGAGACAUUACAUCUGGUCAGGCCACUUGGUGAGACUCUUACUGUAGAGGUGCUGUCUGUGGGUCAGCUGACUCCUCCACGUAUCCGCUACUCGUACUAUAUCAAACGAGAAAGCAAGGAGGACAAGGCGCUAAAGAAGGAAAGCAGGAUUCGGGCUGAAAACAGUGUCCUUGCUGAGGAGGGAGGGCCUGGCAAGGAGGACAAUUCCCUCGAUGAAAAAAUGCCAGCUUAUGUCAAAGAGGCUCCAGCUCCUGGGAGGUGGACUGCUUCCGGGUGGGAGGAGUGCUCAGUGACCUGUGGUAAUGGCCUCCAGAGAAGAUUGAUACAGUGCCUUAAGGGAGAUGGCACUCCUGGAAUGGACUGUGAUCCUGCCAAAAGGCCCAACGCACUACAGAUAUGUGGUGACCCGUGUCCACUGUGGCAUGUGGGAGAGUGGUCUCCCUGCUCCAAGAGCUGUGGCAAAGGCUUUAAGCGGCGCCCCCUGCGCUGUGUCACCGAAGCAGGCAAGCUGCUGACUAGAGAGCUUUGUACAGGUAUGAAGAAGCCACAGGAGCUGGACUUCUGUUUGUUAAACCCCUGUUAAUGACAUUCCAGGUCUUAUAUCAACUCAUUUUGUGGACUGUCAAAUGGUAUACUCAAGAAACAGACAACAAAUGAACACAAAAGAAAAAAAACGAUCCGGAACUUCAUUUGUUCUGGUGCAUCUUGUUUUACGCCUUGUCUGCAACAGGAAAGUGACACUGAGACGAUAAACAAAAAAAAGGGAUGGGUAAAGUGAGAGAAAUAAAAACUUUGAAAGGAAUAUUUUGCUGUAUAGGCGAACAUCAAUGCAGAUUUUCAUCAGGGUCAAGAAACAUUCCACAGGUUUCAAAAAUGAAAGAAAGAAGAAAGGCACAGAAACUGCCCAAUGACUGCAAGUCCUCUUGACAUCCGGUUUGUAUAGACGUCACAAACGGUUUGAGAGUGGCUGGUAAGAGACUAGAUACAUGUAAACAGUGUUAGGACUGCUUGGCUAGUCUGGGACACACUCAGACUGCCAAGCAAAGCAAAUGGCUAAAAAACUCCCAAUGUACAAACGUUUGUGUUUACAUAAGACUUGAAUUAUUCACCAAAUUAAUUUUGGAAAUGUAAAUUGCAUUUUGUAUCUUGGCUAAAUCUAACUAUAGCUACAUUUCUAUCUGCAGAACAAAGGCUGGCCAUUUGCAACCAAUUUCUCCCUCAUUCCAAGCAUGGCACUCUUGGCAGAGCAGGUAGUGUGAGUUUAACAUAGCACCAGGGUCUUGGAGACCUGGAGACCUGAUUUGAGCCUCUCCUCUGGUCACUGUCUGUGAGGGGAGUUGUUCUCUUUAAUUGGGGACCUGGUUUAAGCCUCUCCUCUGGUCACUGUCUGUGAAGGGACCUGUUCUUUUCAUUUAGUGACCAGAGAAGAGGCUAAAAUCAGGUCCCCAUCUGUGAAGGGAGUUGUUCUCUUCUCUUGGGGACCUGAUUUGAGCCUCUCCUCUGGUCACUGUCUGAGUUGUUCUCUUCUCUUGGGAACCUGAUUUGGCUACAGAAUUGUGGUUGGAGUUCUCCAAGUGUGCUCACCUGCCCUGUAGUAAUUGUGCAGCCAAACAAACUGUCUGGCUUUACCUGCUGUGGAAAAAAAUCAUAACUCCAUGGCAUCCUAGAUUGGCAGCCGUUAUGUGACACAAACAACUAGUGGAUGAUCAGGCAUUUAAAUACAAAGUAAAGCAUCACCGAUUAUAAAUUUUGAAUCUUGAAACUAGUCAGUAAACUUCGUAUUAUUGCAUUUUUAUUUAGUGUAUCGUCUCUUUCCAGUGAGCCAGAGGUGCAGCUGCUAUAAUCAAGCCCUGUCUGGUACAGUCACUAAGUUAUUGCCACUUUUAAGAACACAUUCUUUUUUUGAGAAGAGAAGUCUCACCAUGGUUUUGUGUCUGAUGCCAACCUGGUGAGCUUAGUGUAAAUUCCUGUACUGCAUCAUACAGUUAAAUAUAUACAUAUGUGAGAUUCUAUGGAGAGACCAUAUUGUCCAUCUAAAAGAUGGUUCCUGUAUGACUUGGAAUGAUUUUUGAUGUUUUUUUUUUUUAUUUAUCUUUUGCACUUUAGUACAGCAAAAGAGUUCAACGGCCUGCAUGGGCUGCCUUGUAUACCAUGUAUACAUCCAUCUAGCUGUGCACAAAUAAGUCAUGUAAAUACCUCUUUUAUUGUAUGUAUUUUUUUACGCUGGCAUUUCGUCAUGAUUUUAAGGUAUUUAUUCCAAAUAAAACAUGUACUAACGAA
Trichomycterus rosablanca is the source of this 4709-nucleotide messenger RNA. It is a transcript of the gene adamts15a, whose product is annotated as ADAM metallopeptidase with thrombospondin type 1 motif, 15a. Gene Ontology annotation, molecular function: zinc ion binding; metalloendopeptidase activity. NCBI's taxonomy places the organism in Eukaryota, Metazoa, Chordata, Actinopteri, Siluriformes, Trichomycteridae. Gene Ontology annotation, biological process: extracellular matrix organization; proteolysis. The transcript has 8 exons. The record is from RefSeq and is a predicted model, not a curated record. The coding region runs from base 136 to 3012 and encodes 958 amino acids.